Drosophila ananassae is the source of this 3631-nucleotide messenger RNA. RefSeq lists its product as uncharacterized. The record is from RefSeq and is a predicted model, not a curated record. Lineage: Eukaryota; Metazoa; Arthropoda; Insecta; Diptera; Drosophilidae. The transcript is spliced from 9 exons. Gene Ontology annotation, molecular function: chromatin binding. Gene Ontology annotation, cellular component: condensin complex; nucleus. Bases 395 to 3400 code for a protein of 1001 amino acids. Gene Ontology annotation, biological process: meiotic chromosome condensation; mitotic sister chromatid separation.
ACAGUUUUUUUAGAGGUACAUCGAGAGGAGAUACAUCGAGGGUUUUUUCUAGCUGGCAACAGUGACGCUCUCUCGGAGAGAACAAAACAAAAUAAGAAUACAAAUAAAAUAGCAUGGGUCAAUUGGAACAUAUCCCCACAAAAAUUCGCGCCUUUUUGCAAAAUCCUUAAAAUCCUUGAGACCAAGUUUUUGGGUAAAGUGUCGGUGAAGCCCCCACUAAAAGAGACAGCGUGCGUCCUCCAUUUUUAAAUGUGAACGCCUCGUGCUUAGUAAAAACGAAUCAGUGUGUGUGUCCGUGUAAGUCUCGUCCGAGUGGAAACCCGUCCCCAGCAUGAGCCUUAAACGCAAUAUACAUGGUUUAGGCAGCUUAUUUAAUAGUUUAUUCAAUUGAGCCAUGGACUGGGCUUCGUCGGAUGAACCGGCCUCCGGCAGUGAAGCCCGAAGAGAGAUCUUGGAGAUCGCGAAGAACCGCCCGGGAACCCAUGUGGCCAAGUGCAUCCAGGCCUAUGACGAGCAGUCCGACCUAGCUGCUCUAAUCCUGCUCCUGGAGGAGCUCUCCAAGAACACCGACUACUCUACGGAUCUACGGAUAUCGCUGGGAUAUUACAUUGAUGAGCUGCUGAGGCACUGUCUGAAGAACCGGAAUGUUUCGCGCCGUUCGGCCAUUGUGGCUGCUGGAAGCGCCCUGCAAUACUGCGGAAAGAUCUAUGGAGACCGCGUGGAGUGCAUGUACCAGGUGGUGGAGCACCAAAUUGAGGCCCUGCUGUCAUCAGAGGCACAGAAGGAACCCUCAGAAAGUAAAGGACCGGAGAACAACGAAACCAAGCCGGAAGAGCCGCGAAAACGGCGCGCCAAGAAGCUGACUAAGAAGGAAGUGGACCCAUAUCUCCUCACCGUUGAGCCCAAGAAGUUUCGGGUAAUGCAGGAUGAGAAGCGUUUCUCUGCGACGGGAUUCGUUAAGUGCUCUCGAAACCGAACGAUCGAAUAUCUGUAUCAAGAUCAUACGCCGCCGAAUCUCUGGCGCCACGCACCCAUAGUGGACCCUCACAAUCCCUAUGAGUUGGACGAGAAGAAGCAGUACAAGAUGUUCACUUACCACGUAGAGCACCGGUAUAACACCCUUCUGCCGGACAUCCCAUUUGAGCGGUUAAAUCUGAUCAAGGAGUAUGUCCACACGAACAACGUCAACACUGCGGAGAUUCUCAACGAACACAAAACGACAAAAGACUAUCUAAAUGAGUACAUUGCCUUAGAGAAUCAAAUGCUGGCGUCCCGGUAUGGGGCAACAGUCAGAACUAGGAGAAGAAUGGACAAAAGCGCAGUUGAAGCGGAAAAAAGAAGCCGAAGAGAAACUACAGACCCAGAGUCCCCUAAAAAGCUACGGCUCGAUGACUCUGUCGCAGAUGGAACAGAGAGAGAUGAAGGAGAAACUUUGAAUCAGACAGACCUAAUAGAUCAAUCUUUGGCCACCGGAGAGUUGUUGCAGAACCAAAUCUCCGUCGACUCUGGCUUAGGCGAUUCCCUGAACAGCAGUCAAGAGGACAGUGCCAUAAACUCCACGCAGGACGAAAGCCAAGUGGAGAGUUCUACCUUAUGCGAAAGUCAGGUGGAAAAUCCAGCACUCAGUAGCACUCUGGCCAUCAACGAGUCCAGCAUUCUCGACAGCACGCGGAUCGAUCUGCCGCCGGCAAAAGAAGGUUCUUUCGAGGACCUAAUUCAAAUCGAUUCCGGGAUUGACAUGGACGAAGUCAACUGCGAUACCCACCUUCCGACAGCAGGCCAAUGUUUUGACGAUGAGGGUGUUGUUCUUUCAGAUUUCGAAGAUCUCCGCCUGCUCUCGCCCAAGGUCGUGCUUCGGGAUAUUAUGCGCGAUGUGCCCAACAAGGAAAACAUCAGUGUCGUCGUCGGCGAGGAAGUGACGGAAGUCAGCAGCAUCAAGGGGCAGGCGGAAGACGUCGAUGUAAUUGCCGUCAAUGCUGAGGAGGCGGUGAAUGUUCCUAGGGAAGUAUGCUAUCCCAUUGAACGGAAUAUUUUGGGAAUCCCGCAAAAACAUUUGCGAAAAAGGAUCCUAUUCAAGCUUCCACAGGGCUAUGAACUAUUUAAGCAAGCGCGCCUGCCGAGCAAGAGAGAAGCAGCUCCUAAGCCUCCCACCGCCCCCAGAGUGCUGAACUUACGGAUAGAACAGGAAGAAAAUACAUCCGAAGCAUACGAAGAAAUUCCCGGCUCCCCUCUCAGCCUUGAGUUUGACUACGAUAUGAACUUUCUGGGGUUCCGAAGGCACACUUUGGACUCUGGGUUCGACAUUGAUACCAUAAGAGCGUGGUCCGCGACCGUUUCAACGAUAGGGGAAGCGCCUAUUGACGUUGAAAGUGCUCCUGAAGCCCAGGAAGCUGUACCAUUGAUCCCAGAUGCCGCGGAUCAAGCCAUAGAUGCUGCUGCCGAGCCUUCCGGAAUGGAAAACGAAAAUAAUACUUCGGUCGCCGCAGAAAAUAGUAUGGAAGAUUCAAAGCUGGAAUCUACGGCAAUGGAAGCUACAAGCGUUGGGAUGGACAGCGGUUUAGGAGUGUCCCUUAACUCUGAUCUAAGCGCAAGAAUGGAGGAUAGCGCAGCAGAUCUAAAUCAGACAAGCAGCUCUCUCAAUGACUCGCAACGUGACCAGAUAGCAGCUGAAACUACUACCUUGCUAGACGAAUCAACCAUAAUUGACGAAGCACCAGCAACCAAAUCGGGUGCGGAUAAACCAGUCGACGACCAAGACUUGGUCGAUUGUGAUGCGUCCCUACGAAGUAAUUCACCGACGGAGUCAGAGGAUUCUCAGAUUGAUGUCCCCGUAGUGGGUUCAUCGAUUCGAGACUGGCAUCAGCGACUAGCUCCAGCUUUGGAAGCUGCCCAUGAAAGACAGAAUUUUAACAUUAAAGACCUGGGAACGGAGAUCCUGGAAGUGUGUCAAAAGGGCGGCGGAACAGCCACUUUAAAGGAUGUAAUGAAGGACAAGGAUCCUAGCAUCAUGUGCCGCUAUAUGUUGGCUUCUCUCGUACUGACGAAUCACGGAAAUGUGGCCUUAAGCUUUGGCGGCUCUAAAAGAAAGUCUGAGCCCUUGGAAAUCUCCCAGUUUUGUAUGGAGCUGAAGAGCACGAAACGGAUGGAAAUUCAUCCCGAGGAUGAUGUGGGCAACAUCAAACCAGUGCAGCUAAAACCCACCAAACCUGUCAAGGAGUUGCAAUCCACCAAACCUGUGAAGGCGAAACGAAAGUCCACAGAAAUGGAUGGUCCGCAGGUGUUUAGCAAAACGGUGCGAUUGAUACAGCCCAUUCCGAAAGUGUACCAGUCGCCGUCCGAGACUGACUCUGGAAUUUCUUCAAUGUCUUCCCUAGUAGCCUCCUCGUCCCGUUAUACCUAACAGUCUUAGUGUUCUAGCGCGAAUCAUGUCCGGUCCAAUGUGUAAUUACCCGCUUCCCUGUAGAUUCCAUAGCAUUUAACAUAUGAUAUUGUGUCCCUUGCAGAACCCGCAAACAAUUCACUUUUCCCAGAUGUAUUGCACGAUCAAGAGGCUGCGAUAGACGAAAGGCCUUUCCUUUUCCGCCACUCUGCAAUUUUUCCCAAUUAUAGAUUACUUUUACAUUUAAAACGA